CCGUAAUUAGCGAUAUUUUCGUAUUUUGCUAAUUUUAUGAGGUUAUAAUACUGAAAUUAAAUAUUUUUAUGUGAAGUUAUGUUUUUAUUUUGAAGCUAAAUAUGGGAAACUUCGGCUUCAUACCGAAAUAUGCGGUUUUUGUAUUAGUUUUGUGUGUAACGGUGUUCACAUGUGACUGUGCUAAAAUAAACACACCGAGAGUGCUUCUGCCGUGGUUUGAUAAUUUGAAAGUGAAUUUCACGUUUGAGAUCAUCGAAGGUGGAUGUUAUACAUGGAGCCUUUCUCGGGAUGACAUCAUUGAUCUUGAUCCUAUUUACGAAGGCUCUUGGGGCCACUGUUCGCGAGCGGCACGUGUUUCUGUUUCUAGAACAUGCGUCCCGCCCGGCUCGGUGAUAAUCCUGGCAGAGGAAGUCAACAGUGGCGAGAUUUUGCGUGGAGACGUGGACAUUGAUGUGAUAAGCUCACUGAAGGUUGUGAGUACUACUUGGAAGCUUUUCUUGGAGGAGGCCCCAGAAGCUUUCGAAGUUGUGGCCUCCGAUGAUCAAGGUAACACAUUCUCAACACUAGAAGGACUAAGUUUUGAAUGGACUAUUGAGAAUAUUGGAAAGAAUUAUGGUGAAGAACCUUUAGUUACGUUAGUAAGAUGGAGAGAUACAGAUUACGAGGCACCAAAGGGUAUAGCAGAACUGGAAGCUCAAGGGCUCAGGUCACAUGCAGUACUCUUGUACGGUCAGGGUAUGGGUGACGCCCGUGUGACAGUGUGUCUCGGAAAGAUUUGUACCCAGUUUGAUCUGACUGUGGUGGCUAGUGUUGUGUUGACACCGGCUAUUGCAUAUAUUUCACAGGGUGAUACCAUAAAUUACAGGGUAGUGAGAGCACGCGCAGGUAGACUAACUGUCCAAGAUGUAGCUGACACAGUUUACAACAUAGCUGUACCAGAUACUGGAAUAGCCCAGUUAUAUGACUCAAUGAGUGUUGUAAAGGGCCUUCAGCUGGGAUCGUCAAGUGUCUAUCUCACAUCAGGAACGACAGAAGUGGCCUCAGCAACGCUCACAGUUGUGACACCACAUUCCAUCAGAGUGUCAAUACGGCCUUCAAACUUGCUUGUGAUCGGUGAGCAGUUCACAAUCCACUGUGUGUUGUAUGAUAAAGACGGACAUCAGCUUACAGCAGGCCAAGAGACGCUAAUAAGACUGACAGUUGAUGGAGAAGCUGUCAUAGACUUGAUAAGGUCGACAGAAAAUGGUACAAUAACAGAGGCAGUGGCGCACAAUUCAGGAGCUUUCACUGUGACUGCACAACUGUAUUCCAUAGCUGGAAAAAUACUGAACAGAAAAGUGGAAGGUGAGACGUCGGGCGUUGUUAUUGACCCCUUGGAAAUUGAUCCACCAGAACUGUACAUAGCCUGGACCAAUAGUGCUCAAGAAGUACAAUUGAAACACCGUGGAGGUGGCUCAGAGCCGGUCACGUGGUCCGAGAGCGAGACGACGCAUAGCGCCUUCUCGCUCACACACAGUGGCUCUCUCACUGUCAGAGGGGAGGGAGCGAUGGAAGUACAAGUGCAUUUGACAAACUACCCCCACGUGAAAGCUGUUGGAAGGGUGGUGAGCGCUGCGCCGUUGUUGGUACAAGUGUCUAGUACGGGGGUCGCGCGCGCGUACCGCCCGCACGCACUACACGUGGCGCUGACCGGCGGCACCGACACCGGCGACCUCUACAACUUUCACACCUGUAACUGCAACUCCUUCACGGUAACACUGAUCGAUGGCCCGGAACCACAGAAUGUGACCGCUGCACCUUGGAUCGAACCUGCUGAUGGUGCGUGCUGCGUGCUCUCACUGAGCUGGGCGGCGCGCGGCGCGUGCUCGCUGCGCGUGUCGCACGGCCGCGCGGGCGACGACGCGCGCGUGCUAAUACGCGCCGCCCCCGCGCUUAUAUGGCCGACGCACGCCGCCAUCUUGGCGCCCGCCACUCUCCCGGUGCUGGCAGAGGGUGAAGCGCUAGUCACACAGUCCAGCGAGCCACGCGUAGCUGAGUUGUCGAGGAGAGAGGGCCCGCCGCCGCAUCGGUACCCCGAAGCACAGCUGUUCACGCUUUCGUGCAAAAAGAAAGGCGAGUCAAACCUGGAUUUAUUGUCUCACGCGGACGGAGAGGCGGAGUCUGUGCGUGUGGAGGCGGCGUGCGCGCCGCACGUGUCGCGCGUGCGCCUCGACCCGCUCCGCCCGCCUGGCGACUGUGCGGCCAACACCAGAUUAUGGCUACGACCGAACCAUGAAGUCAUGGUGAGAGUAACUCUAUUCGACGGUAUAGGCCGCGAGCUGCUAGACGAGUACGGACCCUCGGUAUCGUGGGAGACUACGCCUGCGCACGCCGCCAUCACGUACAAGUCCGCUGACAGACUGUUUGUAGAGACCAACCCAGAGUACUACCCGGUACCUGUACCGCUGUCUUACUAUCAGCUCGUAGAAGCAACGGAUCAGUCAAUCGGUUGGAGCGGUACCUUGAAGGCGUCUAUACCGGACGCCUCUGCCAGUAUACAGGCCAAAGUUGUUGCGCCCUUACGAUGUGAUACGCUCAAAGUCGACAUAGCGUGGCAGGGAGAGAGUAUACCAAACAUCACCAGUGUAGAAGGCGGUAGUGGGCUAUACUCUGUGGAGACGCCCAAAGGUGUCGCAGCAUCUGUUGACGAUGGACUGCUUAAUGUGAUCGUGCCAGCACCGGGGAUGUAUGAUGUGGUCGUCACCGAUAGAUGUGUGAACGGAGAGAGGCAGGUUGUUGAGGUGAACGUAGAAGAAGUGAUAUACGUAGAGGUGCUAACGUCACGCGCGGUGGGCGUGGACAACUGCGUAUCCGCCCGCGUUGCGGCGCGCGGCGCGUCCGGCCGCGUACUGUACGCGUCACGGCCGCAGUGGCGCGUGUCGGGGCCGAUUGCGGCACGCGCGGGCUUACUAUGCGGCGUACGAGAGGGCGUGGCCACUGUCAGCGCGGCGGUCGCGGGUGUGUGGAGCGAGGACGUUGAGGUGCACGUAUUCCCCCCGCUGUCUGUGGAGCCGGCGCGCACGCGUUUGCCGCCCGGCGGGCGCGUGCAGCUGCGUGCGCGCGGCGGCCCGCCUUCGCAUUUAGCUACGUUGACGUACCGAGCGGAGAAGCCGAUACUUGAUGUAUCAUCAAUGGGUAACGUGCACGCGCUGGCAGUGGGCACGGGGCGUCUCAAGUUGAUCGCCACGGAUUUUAACAACGUCGAGCUCGCUAGCACUGAGGCGGAAAUUGAGGUGGUCGAAAUAACGGACAUAACGGUGAUGGCGGCAACGCAUACGUUAUUAGUGGGUCGGCCAGCGCCGUUGUGGGUGGCGGCGGGCGGGCUACGCGCGGGGGCGCUCGGCGCGCUGGCCCCGCCCCCUCGCGUCACGUGGUCAGUGCGUGAUCCGACUGCGGCGCGGCUGUACGUCUCGCAUAUUGAUGAUCAACUGGAGAGAUCUAUCGUGGAGGGGCUCACAGUACGAGUUGUGCCACUGAAGCCUGGGGUCAUUACAAUUGACGUCAGAGUACGCAAUUUGGGACAGAUAUCAGAAAGCAGAUCUUGGGACAGUACGGUCGAGAUUCUCGGCGUGUCCGACAUCAAAACGUCGAUCGAAGGUUCAGCAGGCGACAUAGAUAGCGGUGAACGUUUGGCGCUUGUAGUGGGAGCUUCAGUGCGUUUGAAAUCCCUGCCUCGAGGCAACUGGGUGGCUUACCAAGAUGGUGCCUUCGAGUUGAAGGAGAAUGGUGAAGUGAGAGCCCUAAGACCAGGGUUCGGGAUGAUAGUUGUCAAGCAUAAGGAUGAGAGGAACGAUAUCUAUAGAGAGACGGCUAUUCACGUCGAAGUAUCGGCACUAUCGUACUGCACGGUUGAGGCGAGCGCGGACGAGCGUGCGGGCGCGGACGCCGUGCGUGUCGUGUUGCGGUCUGCGCUCGGGCGGCGCCUGCUCGGCCGCGCCCAUAUCGCCGCGGACACGCCCAUCGUGGCCAUCAAUAGAACUGACCCUGGCGCUGAGCCCAACGAGGUAUUACUGACAGGCGUGGAGGCGGGCGGCGCGUAUGUGCGCGUGACCGCAGCGGCGGGCGGCGCCAGCGUCGCCGACGAGUUGUAUCUGGCCGCUGACGCGCGAACUGACAGAGUACUAGCGGUUGGGGGUUGGGGCGUGUGCGUAGAAGGCGGGGGCUGGCGGGCGCCGGGGGCCGUGGCUCUAGCAGAGGGCGGGGGCGUGACGCUGGCGCUGCUGAGCCGCACGUCGCCGGCGCGACACCAGCUGCGCCGGGAGCGCCCGCCCGCCGCGCUCACUGUGCACCAGGUGUCCAUAGACAAGAUGGAGUUUAUACCUGGUGAAUGGCCGUCUUCCUUCGUCCCGCUGACCAUAGAAGGCGCUUCACUCGCGAACGGACCUCUUCUUUGUUCGGAGGAUCAGAAAUAUGCAUUAGAUGGCGUGCAGAUAGAACUACCGUAUUCUUGUCGAACUAAAGCGCCGCAUACUGCACAACCAGUUUUGGAUAUUCCUAAUAGUCAACUCGGCUGCACGAUCAUACCAGCGACGAAGAUAACAGAAUCAACUGAAGUCGAACUCUGUGCGGAAUGGGACUCACUAAGAACUUGUACGAGAGUUCUUCUACUUCCUCUGAUAUCAGUGACAGAGCAGAAAAUAUCUCUGCUUGAUCCCCAACCAACAUUUAAAGUGCAGGGCCAUCCGCACGCGUUGAAGUUAAUCAAAAUGAGCACAUCCCCAGGAUUGAAAUUGGAAGUGACGAAUAAGAACACCGAAGUGAUUGUAAACGUUAAGGGAGAUUCCGUCACUUGUGGUAUCGGUUGGGUCAAUAUUAUGUCACGAAUGACGUCACAGGAGCUAAGAGUUGAGGUGCAGAGGGAGUGUGACAUCGCUUGUGGAACUUUGCUCGGAGCUAUACUGUCUAUAUUAAAGCCGUAUUUGCCAACUCUUAUGACAAUUGUGGCUGUCGCUGCAGCGUUUUUGUAUGUGCAAAUGAAAUGGCAGCAGAAAGUCCAGAUCCGAAUGCCGAUGGAGCCGCCGUCCCCACAAACGACGCUCAACGGCACGCGUGCACGCACGUGGGCCCGCAGUCCGUACGCAAACGGGCCCGCAACUCCGCCCUCGCCGGUAUACGGUGACACGAGCGUGCUACCCGACUCAAGCUUGUCGCCCAACGUGACAAGAACACGGAACUCGUACUUCCAAUAGACAAGUUCAAAUGUGACAGUUUAUGUGACAAAGUGUUAAAAGUGAAAAAUAACCUCAAUUUUCGUUGAAUAAUGAAAUCGCGUUUGACGCUUUAUUUGAUACGUUUUGAUUGAUCCGAGCUCUAAAAUCAUCAUCAUUACCAAAUAAGGAGCUAGCAUUAGUAGGAUUUUUCUUAUUUAGUUUGUUAAAGCAAAUUGUUAAAUGUUAAAUACGAGAAUUGAGGUUCUGCUAAUAAAAUAGUUUUAAUGUUGACAGUGUUAAUGUUAAAGUGUGAAGUGCUUAGUGACAUCGGUGAUAAAGUACCUCAAUUUAUAUUGAAUAAAGACAUAUUUUUGAAAUACCUGACCAGUUGAAGACUGAGCUGAAAUGAAAGAAUUUGACAUAUACUUAGCCACUUUUGCACAUAUGAGAAUUGAUUUGUGUUUAAGGUUGUAUGGCUGAGGUGAAAUCAAGAGGAAAAGGACGCUUUCUUAUUCUAAGUCUCGAUAGAAGAUCUCAUUUUAUGAUAGUUCAUGAGAUAUAAGCUUAUGGCAGGCUAUGUUGAUAUAGUAAGGCCCACUAACACCAGUCUGGAAUAACUUUAUCCUUAAUUAAAUAUCGUGUCAUGUCUCUCAUCUUUUAAGUGAAAGAAAAGGCAUGAUAUUUUAUAUUAAGUGUCUAAACACACUAAGCCGAAAAAAC
This is a messenger RNA of Aricia agestis (brown argus), 5909 nucleotides long. It is a transcript of the gene Gp210, whose product is annotated as nuclear pore membrane glycoprotein 210. The coding region runs from base 102 to 5228 and encodes 1708 amino acids. Lineage: Eukaryota; Metazoa; Arthropoda; Insecta; Lepidoptera; Lycaenidae. The transcript is spliced from 28 exons. Gene Ontology annotation, cellular component: nuclear pore. The record is from RefSeq and is a predicted model, not a curated record.